CCCGCCGCGCCCCGCCGCCGCCCGCCACCAUGUACCUGCGCCCGGAGGCUGCCAGCGCAGGGACCCCCUCCCGUGACGUGCUCCUGGUCUCAGCCAUCAUCACCGUCAGCCUUAGCGUCACCAUCGUCCUCUGCGGGAUCUGCCAGUGGUGCCAGCGGAAAAUGGGAAAGCGUUACAAGACUUCCCUGGAGACCGUGGGAACUCCGGAUUCCAGCCGAGGCCGCAGCGAAAAGAAAACCAUCAACGAUCUAGACAGAGACUUUUGGAAUAACAAUGACAACACAGUGCAGCAGAAAUGGAGCUCCUACCCUCCCAAGGAGUUUAUCCUAAACAUUUCUCCUUACGCUCCCUACGGUGACCCGCGCCUUUCCCUCAAUGGCUCUCUGUUAUCAGGGGCCAAGCUGACGGCGUCGGCCGCCGCCGGGCUGUCCGGGGACCGCGACGGCCGGCCCGGGGACAAGCAGCGGCUCGGCGAGGAUGGAAUGAGGAGCAGCGUGUCGGCCCACAGCGAGCCCGGAGCGGGAAAGGCGGCACGGGGCCGCUGGCACACGGUGCAGAGCCACUUGGCCGCAGGGAAGCUCAGCCUGUCCAAUUUCGAGGACUCCACCCUGUCCACAGCCACUACCCUUGAGUAUAUCCCCACCUCAGCAGGCGAUCCCAAAUUCCAGAGGCCCCGCACGCUCGUGCGCCAGCAAAGUCUGCAGCAGCCCCUGAGCCAGCACCAGCGCGCCAACCACAGCCAGCCCACCACCAGCCAGAGCCUGGGCCACCUCCAGGCCCACAGCGGCUCCUCCGCCGCCGCCGCCAGCUCCCGGGGAUCCCGCGGCGGCCCGGCGCGUCAGGGCACCGCCGCCGGCUCCAAGCAACGGAUGGCCGGGGGCAGGAGCCGCUCCAACCCCGGCAGCUGGGACCACGUGGUGGGGCAAAUCCGCAACCGCGGCUUGGACAUGAAGUCCUUCCUGGAAGGCCGGAUGGUGGUGCUAUCCCUGGUUUUGGGACUCUCAGAGCAAGAUGACUUUGCCAAUAUUCCCGACCUGCAACCCGCUGGGACGCAGCCGAACCAGGCGAACGCUCAGGGGGACAAGAGGUUGCCGGCCGGUGGGAAGGCUGGGAACGCGGCACCGGCGCCGGGGCAGCCGCCGCACGACGAGUCCGACCGCAAGACGGAGCCGCACUCCUCCGUCUCCGACCUGGUCAACUCCCUGACCAGCGAGAUGCUCAUGCUCUCCCCAGGCUCCGAGGAUGACGAGGGCCACGAAGGCGUCAGCCGGGAGAACCUGGGCCGCAUCCAGUUCAGCGUCGGCUACAACUUCCAGGAGUCCACCCUGACCGUGAAGAUCAUGAAGGCGCAGGAGCUGCCGGCCAAGGACUUCAGCGGCACCAGCGACCCCUUCGUCAAGAUCUACCUGCUGCCGGACAAGAAGCACAAGCUGGAGACCAAGGUCAAGAGGAAGAACCUCAACCCGCACUGGAAUGAGACCUUCCUCUUCGAAGGGUUCCCCUACGAGAAGGUGGUGCAGCGGGUGCUGUACCUCCAAGUCCUGGACUACGACCGCUUCAGCCGCAAUGAUCCCAUCGGAGAGGUGUCCAUCCCGCUCAACAAGGUGGACCUGACCCAGAUGCAGACCUUCUGGAAGGACCUGAAGCCCUGCAGCGAUGGCAGUGGAAGCCGCGGGGAGCUGCUGCUCUCGCUGUGCUACAACCCCUCGGCCAAUUCCAUCGUGGUCAACAUCAUCAAGGCGCGGAACCUCAAAGCCAUGGACAUCGGGGGCACCUCAGAUCCCUACGUGAAGGUGUGGCUGAUGUACAAGGACAAGCGGGUGGAAAAGAAGAAGACGGUGGUGAUGAAGCGGUGCCUGAACCCCGUCUUCAACGAGUCCUUCGCCUUCGACAUCCCCACGGAGCGGCUGCGCGAGACCACCAUCGUCAUCACCGUCAUGGACAAGGACAGGCUGAGCCGCAACGACGUCAUCGGCAAGAUUUACCUGUCCUGGAAGAGCGGUCCCGGCGAGGUGAAGCACUGGAAGGACAUGAUCGCCCGCCCGCGGCAGGCGGUGGCACAGUGGCACCAGCUGAAGGCCUGAGCGCCCCCGGACCGCGGGCUCCCCUUUCCCAGCUCC
Hirundo rustica (Barn swallow) is the source of this 2120-nucleotide messenger RNA. RefSeq names its product synaptotagmin 7 (gene SYT7). Gene Ontology annotation, cellular component: synapse; synaptic vesicle; axon. Bases 30 to 2084 code for a protein of 684 amino acids. Gene Ontology annotation, molecular function: SNARE binding; clathrin binding; calcium ion binding. The transcript has 13 exons. Gene Ontology annotation, biological process: calcium-ion regulated exocytosis; cellular response to calcium ion; regulation of dopamine secretion. The record is from RefSeq and is a predicted model, not a curated record. NCBI's taxonomy places the organism in Eukaryota, Metazoa, Chordata, Aves, Passeriformes, Hirundinidae.